This is a messenger RNA of Jaculus jaculus (lesser Egyptian jerboa), 2419 nucleotides long. RefSeq names its product mesenchyme homeobox 1 (gene Meox1). The transcript is spliced from 5 exons. The coding region runs from base 159 to 1025 and encodes 288 amino acids. The record is from RefSeq and is a predicted model, not a curated record. Gene Ontology annotation, molecular function: RNA polymerase II cis-regulatory region sequence-specific DNA binding; DNA-binding transcription factor activity, RNA polymerase II-specific. Lineage: Eukaryota; Metazoa; Chordata; Mammalia; Rodentia; Dipodidae. Gene Ontology annotation, biological process: positive regulation of transcription by RNA polymerase II. Gene Ontology annotation, cellular component: nucleus.
GGGAAAGGCUGACUUUGAAGAGGUUAAAGGUGCAGUGCCCGGCCUUCAUCUGACAAAUGGGUUGUCGUGAGAGGUGAGGUGACUUGUCCCAGGGCACUCAUCUGGGAGUUGGCAAACUCAGGACUUCAAUUCAGCUCCUCUCCCUCCCUGGACACCCGAUGUCUUUGGAACCGGCGACUGAGACUCCAUUGCUCAGAAAUUUGAAUAUAAAAAGUGUUAAAGCGUCACCCUUUGAACGGACUGAGGCGGGAAGCGGACAGCAGAUGGAUCCUGUGGCCAGCAGCUGCAUGAGGAGCCCCCUUCCCCCGGCUCCUGCCUGGGGCUGCCUUCGAAACCCCCACUCAGAAGGUAGCGGCACUUCGGGGCUGCCGCAUUACCCACCAACACCAUUCUUCCACCAGAAAUCAGACUUCCCAACGGCAGCGACGGCAGCGUACCCCGACUUUUCAGCCUCUUGCCUGGCAGCCACCCCCCACAGCCUGCCCCAGGAGGAGCACAUCUUCACCGAGCAACACCCCGCCUUCCCACAGCCCCCUGAUUGGCACUUCCCUGUCGCUGAAGCCCGCCAGAGGCUCACCCCUGGCCUAGCUGGGAGUUCUAGAGAGAUGGGCACCAGCAGCCCAGGCCUGGUGGACGGCCCGGGAGGCCAAGGCGAGGACUACGUGAUGCUCGGGAGCACUGCCAGCGAGACGGAAAAGAAAGCUUCCAGACGGAGAAAGGAGAGAUCAGACAACCAGGAAAGCAGAGGGAAGCCGGAGGGCAGCAGCAAGGCCCGUAAGGAGAGGACAGCCUUCACCAAGGAGCAGCUGCGGGAGCUGGAGGCCGAGUUCGCCCACCAUAACUAUCUGACCCGGCUCCGCAGAUACGAGAUCGCAGUGAACCUGGACCUCUCUGAGCGGCAGGUCAAAGUGUGGUUCCAGAACAGAAGGAUGAAGUGGAAGCGAGUGAAGGGGGGGCAGCCUGUCUCCCCCCAUGGGCAGGACCCUGAGGACGGGGACUCUGCAGCCUCUCCAAGUUCAGAGUGAGGAUCUCCAUGGAGAAGAAACAAAACAACACUAAGAACUGUGCCCCCUGCCCAAUUCCCCCACUGAGUCCCAACCUACUUCCUCCGCAUCCACCGGGGGCAGCCUCUCCACACCUUGCGCUGGGUUUUGGAUGUGAAGAUACUGGUGUGCUGCCCUCAGAAAGUGCUGCCCGGCGCUCUUCUGUCUUGGCGGCCUCUCCCCCACGUUUCUGUGGAAUCAUACAGCCCGUACCAGACUGGACAGAUCAGGAAACAGCUCCUGGGACGCUGUUCCUCAGGGUGUCUCCAUCCUCCUCCUCUAUCAGCCAGGCCUCUUCUGGGUCUGGGCACCACCUGUUGUGUGGAGAGGGGAGCCUUAAAACCAGCUGGUAACUCAUGGGAGCAAAUGCUGCAAAAGAAAUGACUGGAGACACACACACACACCCUGGCCCACUUCCCUACUUCUCCUCUCUAAGCUCUGCAUCUGAGUCCCUGGGGGAGGGGGGUUAUUCAUUGUCCCAAGACACCAAGGGAAACUGGAGUGAAGACAGUUAAAGACAGCAACUUAGGCUUUAAACCUAUUGCUGUCUCCCAGUCUGCUGAAUAGGCAAGUUACUGGCUGGAGGAGGGCAGUCCAAACGCUAGCCUGGUGGGAGCCUUGUGUCUUCUUUCCAGGCCUGUCCACACUGGCUUGACUGGGUGGAUGAGGACGAACCCAGAACAGCUCCCGCUGAUUCAGCUCAAUGCAAGCCACGGCCAAAAGGCAGAGCAGAAACUCCCACUGCUGAGGGCUGGAAAGCCGACCUUGUGUCUAAGAAUGCAGAGAGAACACAAAGUCCGAUGGACGAGGACCUAGACAUGUGGAACUCUGGAGAAGAUUCUCCGGAUAAAGUUUCCUGUGCUCUCCAAAAGACUCUGAGUGCAAAUGGUGGCAGGAAAACAGUCCUCCUCUUCCUCCACGGGAUGCACUUUAGACCCUCAUCUGUGCUCCCCAAAUGCUGCCACUGUGGGAAGAACUUCAGGGUUCACGAGUGUGCACUGCCCAGACCUCAGACCCAACAACCUAAGGGUGCCACUGUGCAGACUGAUGAGCAAAGAGCCAGAGGGAAAGGCAGCAUUGGAAAGAAACUCCCUGUGUGCCUCAGUGCCCUGGAUCUCCCAAUAGCAUCUGGUGUUGCAAAGGAAGCCAGCAAGACUGGAUCUCUUGCAAGUAUAGACUUGAUCACGUUCAUUCAUAUGUAAAAACAACCCCACCUCCCUAGCCUUUAAAAUGGCCAAAAGUUGUGGAAAGUAACUGCCAAAUAAGAUGGCUGGUUAAAGCAUGCAUCAUUUUUUUUUUAAAAAAGCAUACUUCAUAUGAUUCCCUAAGAUUACAUCAAGCUAACUGUGCAAGGUCAAUUCACUUUGUAAACAAAC